AUGAAACGACGAGUGGACCCGGAUAGGCCCAGUAUCAAUGUCACUGUUGGCGAUCCACAGAAGGUUGGCGAUCCCAUCAAUGCCCAUAUCGUAUACACCGUCCAUACGACUACAAGCUCCCCCAAUCUUUUCCGCAAAGUGUCCUUCUCUGUCCUUCGACGGUAUUCUGACUUUCUCUGGCUGUGCGACGCUCUCUGCCUGAGCAACCCCGGCGUCAUCGUCCCCCCUGUGCCGGAGAAGCAUUCCUUUGGCCGCUUCGAGGAGACGUUCGUGGAGACGAGGAGACAGGCACUCAAUAAGUGCAUCCAGAAAAUUGUGGAUCAUCCUCUGUUAUACACCGACCCUGCUUUGAAACUAUUCUUAGAGUCAGAUUCGUUUGCAAUGGAUAUCAAGCACAGGAAGACGGAAGUCGGCGUCAAUCCGUCGGCUAGCACGCCCGGAUUGAUGGCCACUAUUGGGAGUACGCUGACUGGUCCCAAGUUCAUCGAGAAUGAUGACUGGUUUGAGAACAGGAAGAUAUAUCUUGAUGCCCUGGAAUCUCAGUUCAGGGGGCUAAUCAAGGCGAUUGAGGCAGUUUCGAAGCAGAGAGCUGAUGUGGUUACCGCUGCUAACGAACUGUCCCAAGCCGUGGCAGAGCUUGCCCAGUCCGGCCUGAGCAAGCAGCUCUCGCAUAGCGUUAGCAUGCUUAGAGAAGUCGAGAGCCGAGUGAAAGACCUUCAGGAGAGCCAAGCAAAAGACGAUAUUAUGACUUUCCUUGCUGGAAUCGACGAGUACACCCGCCUGAUCGGCUCCAUUCGCCUCGCAUUUAUGUCACGGGAACGAGUCUAUCUAACCUGGCAGAACGCCGAAGCUGAUGUGCGGAAAGUGCGUGCGGGACAUGAAAAGGCAAAGCGGCAGGGGAAGCUGCCCUCUGACACGACGGGGGUGUCUCUUGCUCAGCUUAGUGCGGCCGAAAGGCGUGCUCUUGACUCCAAAACUGAGUUUGAAUCUGUAACCAAACUCGUCAAGUCCGAAAUCGCUCGUUUUGAGCAGGAAAGAAUUGAGGAUUUCAAGGAUUCGUUGGAGAUGUUCUUAGAGAAUAUGAUUCACCGACAGAAGGAGGCCAGUCGAAAAGGCUCUUUAUCCGACGACUCGUCAUCUGACUAUUGUCCCAGCUGA
Dacryopinax primogenitus is the source of this 1158-nucleotide messenger RNA. Its product is annotated as Vps5-domain-containing protein. The record is from RefSeq and is a predicted model, not a curated record. Gene Ontology annotation, molecular function: phosphatidylinositol binding. Gene Ontology annotation, biological process: protein retention in Golgi apparatus; retrograde transport, endosome to Golgi. NCBI's taxonomy places the organism in Eukaryota, Fungi, Basidiomycota, Dacrymycetes, Dacrymycetales, Dacrymycetaceae. The coding region runs from base 1 to 1158 and encodes 385 amino acids. The transcript has 7 exons. Gene Ontology annotation, cellular component: endosome.